This is a messenger RNA of Ceratotherium simum simum (southern white rhinoceros), 1248 nucleotides long. It is a transcript of the gene C2H1orf56, whose product is annotated as chromosome 2 C1orf56 homolog. The record is from RefSeq and is a predicted model, not a curated record. Gene Ontology annotation, biological process: regulation of cell population proliferation. NCBI's taxonomy places the organism in Eukaryota, Metazoa, Chordata, Mammalia, Perissodactyla, Rhinocerotidae.
GCAGGCUUCCGUUCAAACGACCCGGUGGGUCGAGAGCGGAAGGGAGGGAGAGAAGGUAGGAGCCCCGGCCUCCCUCACUGGCCUCCCUCCCAACACCACACCGCCCAGCCCCAUGGUCCCCGCCGCCGGCGCGCUGCUCUGGGCCCUGCUGCUGAGUCUGGGGCUCCAGGCGGCGGGGGCCCAAGGCCUGACUCCGACGGGGAUGCAGCGGGUCAGUUUCCGCUUUGGGGGCCCUAUGACCCGCAGCUACCGGACCACCGCCCGGACUGGUGUUCCCCGGAGGAUGAGGGUAACAAUAGAGGAUGAGGAUGACCUUGCGGCCGAGGCCGACCGCCUGGCCGGCCCGGCCGCUGCCGAGCUCUUGGCCUCCACAGUGUUCACAGGCGUCAGCCGGUCGCGUUUGCUGCAGGAGGAGGAUGGGUCUUUGGAAGAGGGGGUUGUGAUUAAUGCCGGAAAGAGUAACACCAGGUCGGAGACUCCCAAUAUGGAUUCCAGUACAGCGAGGGGUCCCAGCUCGAGGUUUACAGCGAAUAGCCACGAGCCGGAAAUCAGGCUGACUUCGAGCCCGCCGCCCUCCACCUGGAGGUCUAGUGGGGACCUGCCACACUCCGAGAGUACCCUGAACCAGUGGUCAGCAGCAGGGUCCACGCCGAACCCGUGGCCACCACCCUCGCCCACAGCCAUGCCACCUCCCGAGGAUCUGCGGCUGGUGCUGAUGCCCUGGGGCCCGUGGCACUGCCACUGCAAGUCAGGCACCAUGAGCCGGACCCGGGCCGGGAAGCUGCAUGGCCUUUCAGGACGCCUUCGAGUUGGGGCGCUGAGCCAGCUCCGCACUGAGCACCGGCCUUGUACCUACCAGCAAUGUCCCUGCAACCGGCUUCGUGAGGAGUGCCCCCUUGACUCAGGUCUCUGUCCUGACACCAGCUGCACCACUCAGACCACUACCACCACCACCACCACUAGCUCCAUGCCCCCCCUCAGCACCAGACUCAGACCCACCCCCUUCCCCCUCUCCAGCCCCAGCCCCAGCCCAGCCCUUGCUUUUUGGAAACGGGUCAGGAUUGGGCUGGAGGAUAUUUGGAACAGCCUCUCUUCAGUGUUCACAGAGAUGCAACCAAUAGAAAGAAACCAGAGGUAAUGGCCACUUCAUCUGCAAGAAGAGGUGUUGGCAUCUCAACCUCUCCUUCCAUUUCAAUCCCAGCACCCACUGGAUAUUUUUAGUACAGAAAAACAAAACUAGAAAAAACA